This is a messenger RNA of Oldenlandia corymbosa var. corymbosa, 2886 nucleotides long. The record is from the annotation of a GenBank genome assembly. Lineage: Eukaryota; Viridiplantae; Streptophyta; Magnoliopsida; Gentianales; Rubiaceae.
UGAUUCUAAUUUUUCGGUGCAUGCAAAAACCUCAUUAUUAAAUACAAAUUAUAUUAGCCACAUAUAUGAGAGUAAACAUUUAUAUAUACGUCUAUUGCCACGUACAAUUUCAAAGUUAAUUAUAAGAGAACAAACAGUUUCUUAAUGGCUGGCCUCUUCAGCCAAACCCAAACCACUUUCUAUAAUGGAAUCAAAAUAAGAACACUUCCUUCUUUCAAUGCAUCAUCAGAUUUUGAUAUUUCUAUUAACUUUCCUUCGGUUUCUAAGCUUAAGGGAAUACAACAGCUGAUCCCAUCAAGGCGAUUUGGAAACUACCAACCUCCCCAUUGGGAUUUCCAUUUUGUGCAGUCUCUAAAAAAUGAAUCCACUGUAACCUUCUUAUUCCUCAGUCUUCUUCUUCCUCUUGUUGGUUUUGUUUCUUUCAAUAUGAUUAGUACUUUAGUUAGCUCGUUAAUUAAGAAGUUAAGUGUGAUAAGACUAUCGUCCUAGGGAUUUAAUUUUUAUCAUACUUUUAUACUAUUUUAUUUAUGCGAUCAAAAUUUCAUGUUCUUUCUAACCUGAAAUAAUUGUCUGAUUUCAUAUUUCAAAGUGUCAAUAAUAUAAAAUAUAAAAAUUUUAAAUUUGGACAAUUAUUUCGAAACAGAGAGUAUAAAUUUUUUGACGGAGGGCCAAAUUAAAUUUCAUGAGAUGCGCAGGAUAAAACUUACGUAUGUAGAUUUCACACGCUCAAGGAAAAGGCGAAAAUGGAUCUAAAUGACGAAAUGGAUCCACUAAAUCAGUUGGAGUUCAUUGAGGACCUGCAAACACUUGGAGUUUCUUACCACUUCCGACACAAAAUUCAAUCAAUUUUAAGCACCAUUUACGAGAGCAACUACAAAAACAGCGGCAAGAUUCUGCCGAACGGAGAAGAUUUGUAUGCAACAGCACUUGGGUUUAGACUCAUGAGACAACAUGGUUUUGAAGUGGUACAAGGUAAAUCAUGCAUGUUACUGUCUCCGUCCCAUAAUUAUUGUCCAGUUUGAGUUUUCAUUUUUAGUUUAAAUUGUACUAAAAGUAAAUCUCAAACUGGACAAUAAUUUUGGUACUGAGGGAGUACAUUGUUUCUUGUUCUUCACUUAAAUGAAUAGACGAGUAUGUUAUGCCCUUAAUUUGCAAGGAAAUUCCAUUCUUUUUUAGUUCGUUGUCUAUCUCACUUACUGUAUAUGAACGAUAUAUUAUAUGGCUAUGUUACAGAUGUUUUUAAUUGUUUCAAGGACGAGAAAGGGAAUUUCAAGGCCAACCUUUGUAAGGAUAUAAGAGGGAUGCUUCAAUUGUAUGAAGCAUCAUAUUUUGAAAGAGGAAAUGAGAGGACUCUAGAACUAGCCAGAAAAUUUGCAAGAAAACAUCUCAAGAAAAGCCUUGAAGAGAAAGAAAUAUUGGAUCUACAACUUGCUUUGCUAGUGGAACGUGCCCUAGAGCUUCCAUUACAUUGGAGAGUGCCAAGGGUAGAUGCAAGGUGGUUCAUGGACUUGUAUGAUAAAAGAGUAGGCAACAAGAAUUCAUAUUUGGUUGAAUUUGCCAAAUUGGACUUUAACCUUGUCCAAGCAACACAUCAGAACGACUUGAAAGACUCGUCAAGGUGGUGGGAGAUGACUUGUUUGGGAAGCAAGCUGGAUUUCGUAAGGGAUAGAUUGGUAGAAAAUUUCUUCUGGACAAUAGCGGUCAACUUUGAGAACGAAUCCUGUGAAGGCUCAUACUUCAGAAUAAUGUCAACGAAGGUUAACGCUUUGAUUACAGUGAUAGAUGACAUUUAUGAUGUUUAUGGCACUUUGGACGAACUGGAACUUUUCACUUCUGCGGUUGAAAGGUGGAAUGUCGACGUAAUAGACGAACUUCCGGGGUACAUGAAGAUUUGCUAUCUGGCCCUUCAUAAUACCAUUAACGAAAUUGCUAACGAUGCCAUGAAAGAACAAGGUGCCCUUAUCAUUCCAUACCUUAGAAAAGCGUGGGGUGAUUUAUGCAGAUCCUAUUUGCAAGAAGCAAAAUGGUACCACAGUGGCUACACACCAAAUCUGCAAGAGUACUUAGACAAUGCAUGGGUUUCAAUAUCGGGUCCUCUAAUACUUGUUCAUGCUUAUUUCUUAGUUAGUACUCCAAUUACAAGCAGCGCUUUACAAUCUUUGCAUCCGUACCAUAACAUAAUUCGUUAUUCAGCCAUGAUUUUGCGCCUCGCUAAUGACUUGGGAACAUCAAAGGAAGAGCUAAAACGUGGGGAUGUACCGAAAUCAGUGGAGUGUUACAUGAAUGAAACAGGAGUUUCUGAGGAAGAAACUAGGGAGCACAUCAAACUGUUGAUCAAUGAAACAUGGAAGAAAUUGAACAAAGAAGGAGUUGGAGUUGAUUUACCUUUUUCCGGGAAAUUCGUGGAAGUGGCGGUGAGUUUGGGGAGGAUGGCGCAGUGUGUGUAUGAGUAUGGCGAUGGACAUGGUCAUUCCAAUCCCCAAGCUAAAGACCGAAUUCAGGCAUUGUUGUUCCAGCCGAUUGUUGUUUCUUCUCAUGUUGGAGAUUCUGUCACACAUCUAGUUAAGUACAUAAAUUAGGUUGGAUUGCCAUCAAAAAAAUAUAUAUAUACUUUGCAUUUAAUUUUGAUAUUUGUGAUAUUUUUUGUAUAAAUAUUAAAGUUCAAUGUAGAAUAAUUUUUUUUCUAGGACGGAUAUAGUAUAAUUAAAAAGAAAAGUUCAGAUCUAUAUAUAAGCAAUUUUAUUUUGUUGGUUAAUGUCGCAUAUUCAAUAGUCAUCUCUAAGUCUAAUGUAUGUGAAAUUUUAAGAAAUCACUAGUUCUUUCAUAUUGCCUUCAUAUCAUUUAUUACCUGAUCAAGGUCCAAAAAAAUAUAUCCUUUUCUCCGUC